UAUUAAUGGAAAAGUGAAACAACAUACUUAUUCUGACCUGUACUUAUUAAAACAUAUAAAGGAAAGAGUGACCAUACUGUGAUUAAAUGAUUAAAAACGCCUUGACAAACGGGUUAAUCUAGUGCCAAGACUGGUAAAGACUUCAUGAAUUCAUUUUUGGAGGCUGCGCUGUAAAGCUUAAUGUCAUCUAAUGAUUCUUGCACUAAAAAAAUGGUCUAUAAACUAUUGUUACGCUGAAUGACAUUUUAGUGGGUGUCUUCUGUAAAUCAUGGUAAACUGUAUGAUAGCCAUUGUUUUUUGCUCAGAAAUAGUACGAUUAAACAAGACAGAUGCUAAUGUAGGACGUCUUUGACAUACUGUGUUGAUUUUCUAUCCGUUGAAUUGUAAAUAUAUGAAACACUGACAAAAUAUAUGUCGGACCAAUAAUACUAAAAUGUCUUUGUAUCUUCAGACGAACAGCAUCCUAGAGAUUGUGGAGACCUCACACUGGACCAACAUUAACCCAAACCCAGCUCAAGUUCACGGCCCAGUUGCAUAAAGACCCUUAAGUGUAAUUUUCCCUUAAGUUCCUACAGCACACUACUGGAAGACACAAUGAAAAGUUGCUGGAGACUGUCUGUGAGACUGAUGCUGCCCAAAUCUGCAGCUCGCACCCCCUGCCUACUAGAUGCGGAAAGCUGUCUUGAAUAUAAUUCGGAGCAGUUCCGUCAGACCAGUCGAGAGGGGUGCGUCCACAGCUUUUUAUCAGGAUUUCCAUCUGUUGCUGAUCUUGCAUCUUCCAUGCUAGGCAGUGAAGAGCCACAGACACCUGCAGACACGCAUCAGUGCACAUUCUGCUACAGAAUAAACAGUCAACCGUUUGCGGCUCCGCUGGAUGCACAGGCAGCCUGCCCAGUGUGCAAGAUGACCAAAUCAUACUGA
Messenger RNA from Carassius carassius (crucian carp), 921 nucleotides. Its product is annotated as migration and invasion-inhibitory protein-like. The transcript is spliced from 4 exons. Bases 595 to 921 code for a protein of 108 amino acids. Gene Ontology annotation, biological process: negative regulation of cell migration; negative regulation of G2/M transition of mitotic cell cycle. The record is from RefSeq and is a predicted model, not a curated record. NCBI's taxonomy places the organism in Eukaryota, Metazoa, Chordata, Actinopteri, Cypriniformes, Cyprinidae.